Messenger RNA from Juglans regia (Persian walnut), 6802 nucleotides. RefSeq lists its product as uncharacterized. Gene Ontology annotation, molecular function: zinc ion binding. The record is from RefSeq and is a predicted model, not a curated record. The coding region runs from base 410 to 5530 and encodes 1706 amino acids. The transcript has 14 exons. NCBI's taxonomy places the organism in Eukaryota, Viridiplantae, Streptophyta, Magnoliopsida, Fagales, Juglandaceae.
AAAUAAACAAAUAAUAAUAAAAAAAAACGAAAGACCAGAAACACAGUUCUUUCUCUGGUGUGCACAUCGAGGAAAAACCAAACGGGCAUAGUGGGAAUUUGGUUCCCGUUCCCAACUCAAUCCGGAGUCGGCACUGAUCGGUUGGAUCAAUCCCCGAUCUCGUACCCGAUCGUGAAUUUUAAGGACGGUUAAGUGUGAUUGAUUCGGUAUUUAUUGACAAUCGCUGAAUUUUGAUGAGGGUUUCUGAUUCUGCGGGGUUAGGGUCCGGUUUGGGAGCUUUGAUUUGUGUGUUUUGGUGCGUCUUUCGUGGGAUUCGGUGAUGUUGGACUUCAGGGAAGGAGGGUGUGUGAGGGGGUUAGGGUUUUGGGGUUAGAACUAGGGUUCGGGUUAGGGUUAGUGUCUGGGCGGGAUGGUGGAUAUGGAAGGGAAUCCCAAGCUCGAGGGAGGCGAGGCUCGCUAUUUCAAGGGUGAUGAGGACAAGAACAUAGAUCCUGACAUUGCUCUUUCUUACAUUGAUGAGAAGAUUCAGAAUGUGCUCGGCCAUUUUCAAAAAGAUUUCGAAGGUGGGGUUUCUGCUGAGCAUUUGGGGGCAAAAUUUGGUGGCUAUGGCUCGUUUUUACCAGCUUAUGAACGCUCCCCUUCUAUUUUGUCUCGUCCGAAUUCUCCACAAAGAAACUACAAUGUGUCCAGAUCUAAUAAUUUACCCAUCGAGGGUGCCUCUCAGAAUUUGAAAGCUCCCCCAAACACAGCCCCACCUUCGAGGCUUGGUAUUACUUCCUGUAGUGCCCAUCAAUUGCAUAAAUCACGCAUUCUUUCCAUGGAUGUUUCCCUCAAACAAAGUCAAGUUAGUGAGAUGAGUCCCUUGAAAGAUGAAACUUUGAACAGACUGGGCAAUCCAACUGACCAAAGGCCACUUAAAGUUCGAAUAAAAAUGGGUUCAGAUAACUCUGGACGUGGGAAUGCAGCAAUUUAUAGUGGGCUUGGACUUGAUUACUCCCCAUCUUCAUCACCGGGGAACAGCCUGGAGGAGAGUGAAGGCGUGUCACCCACAUCUCAAGGGACCUUUGAUAACUCUCCAGCUAGUAUCAUUCAGGAAAUGACAUCCUUCACCAUCCCUGGUGGGGUACUGAUAUCGCCUCUUCAUGACAGUCUGCUUUGGUUGAUGAGAAAGGAAAAAGUAUAUAGUAUCGGUAGGCCCAUACCACCCCUUAAAGGACAUCAAGAACACUCUGCCAUGUUAGUAGAUGAGUCACAUUCAAUCAUGGGAAAUGGGAAAGUGUUCAAGGAAAAGAGAACAAAAUCAAUGAAAAGGGACAGGCUAGUAAAAUUGAAGUAUGGGAGUACAGUUUUGGAUGACACGGCAUUAGAAAUGAAGAAAAUAUCAGUAAAUGAAACCAUAGAAGCUAAGGAGCUUUUGAUUGGUGACUUGAAAUGCACUCACAUUUCCAAGUCAGUGAAAGAGGCUGGUGGAGUAUCUGAACUUCUUAGGGAGAGUAACAAGGAUGGUGGGAAAAGUAAAUUACUUGCCUCUGAAUUAGUGAAAGAAGAGUCUUCAGAGUCAAUAUCUGGCCAGGAACAUGGCAAGAGUCAGAAGCGAAAUCCUAGGAGCAGUUUAGUGGAAAAUGUUUAUGGAAACAGAGUGGUAAAUUCCCACAGGGAUGUUUUAAUCGACUGUAAGGAUGUCAGCAGUGGUCAGAAAAUUUCUGCCUCCUCAAAAAGUUGUUCUGAUGAGUCCAAAUGUAAGGAAGAGCCAAAUCCUCAAAAAAAUAAGAUUGGUUGGAAAGCUACAUUUCGUGAAGAUGAUGAAGUUAAUCUUCCUUUUAAGACAGAAGAGCUGUCAUUUGAGGGCAAAAAGAAGUCAAAGGGGAUACGGAGUAACGGCAAGCCAGUUAACUUUUCAGUAAACGAAAGCUUGAGGCCUGGUGAAAGUGCAGAACCAAGUAAUAAAAGGAGUACUGGUUAUGGUGGUAUUGUCUGUAACAGUAAAGUUCAAAGGAAAACGUCACAGAAGGAUUAUAAGGGCAAAGAUAGUCGUAAUGAUUCAUUGUUGUUAACGAAUUUAAAAGAGAAGGAUAAUCGAAUGGAUCCAGUGGAGAGGCCUGGUGGUGAUAGAAAAAAAGAUGCUAACCUUGGUGCUUUUGAAUUGCAACGGAAUGUGUUCUUGGAUAAAGGAAAGGGAAGAUCAAGUGGUAAGAAAAUUGAUAAGCAAUCAAUAUAUGGGCCAUCUAUAAAAGAUGCUUCAACUGCAUGUCCUAUUACAGAAAACGGACUCGCUUCUGAGAUGGUACCACCAAUGGCAGUUCCAGUAGUUAUAGAAGAAGAUUGGGUACAGUGUGACAGAUGUCAGAAGUGGCGGCUUUUACCCUUUGGUACAAAGCCAGACCAACUACCUGAUAAAUGGUUGUGUAGCAUGCUAAAUUGGCUGCAUGGUAUGAACCACUGUGACAUUAGUGAGGAAGAGACAACAAAAGCCCUCAAUGCGUUGUAUCAAUUACCAGUUCCUGAGAGUCAGAACAACUUACAAAAUCAUGUCACCGGAACUACAUUGGGAGUGUCCUUUGGUGAUAAGCAACAUCUUGAUGAGAAUAACCAGAAUUUGAGUUCCCAUCCCAUCUCUAACCGAGGAAAGAAAAAACCCGGUUUUAAGGAAAAAGCAAAUGCAGGAACCAUUGGUGGCCCCUUUCAAGUCUCUAACUCUACAAAGAUUAAGCUACAAGAAUCAGAGAAAAGCAGGAGCUUAAAUGACUCAAACCAGCAUCUUGCAGAAGCAAAUCCAACGAAAAAAUCUAGUUAUCAACAUUUGAGUGUGUUGCACAACUUGGUUGCAGAAAAAGAUAUGCCUAGUCAGAGAGAAAAACCAAUUAAUGGAGGAGGUGAUGUGAGACAAAUAAAAAUGAAAAGCAAGAGGGAGGCUGAUGAAUAUGGAUGUGGAACCUCUAAGAAGUCCAAAACAGAGGAUAUGCAUGCCGAUAAACACAAGACUCUCAAAAUGGGCCGUGGGAGGGUGCAUAUCAGUUCAAGUUCUUUCUUGCCAACUAUGGGAAGUGGAAAUGUUAUCCAGAAAUAUGAUGGAUUUUUACCUGAGGGCACAAAGUGUGAGGUCAAUGACAAGGUAGUAGCUUCUGUUAAGAAACUGGGAGACAAAGCGAGGGUCUCAUCUGACGGUGGAUCCCUGGAAAUGAGAAUGUCUAGCAAAAAGGAUAUGUCUUUGAAGAAAAGGAAAUUGAAGGACCAGGAGAUCAGCAAGAAUAAGAUAGAGACAUUUCCUAAUUCUGCACCUGAUGGCAGGGUAUAUGAGAAAGAGGAAAGAAGUGAAAGAGGAUCCAGGAAGGAAAAGAAGUUCAGGUUUUCAAAUACUGAGGUGGAGUCGAGACCUAAUGAUGCUACUGAUAAGUUGAACAAAAAAGAUGGGAUGUCAGGAAUUUUCUCGUCAGACAUUAGAGAUCAUCUGGUCGAUGGUAUGGAAGAAGCGAGGAGAAAUGAUAAGGACCAGCAACUCCGAAAACAUAAAAAGAAGAUUGUUUCUGAACGGACAACAGAUGUUGUUUCAUUGAGGAGGGAUUUGGGAUCCGGACAGGUUUCAAUGGCAGCCAAUUCAAGCUCUUCCAAGGUUUCAGGAUCCAGUAAAACUAGAGCCAACAUUGAAGAAGUGCGAGGUUCUCCAGUGGAGUCAGUUUCUUCUUCUCCUUUGAGGACCUUUAAUUUAGACAAGCUUACAUCAGCAGGAGGGGACAUUGCAGGGAAAGACGAUGCUAUGAACAGUGUUCCCCCUGUGAUGGGUGAUUUCAGAAGAUGCUCAGAUGGGGAAAGGAAUGCUGAGAUCAAUCUGCCUGAGACAGUGAUUUGUCUUGAACCCCUUAAAUUUUCUGCACUAGAGUGUAUGGAUGGAGAUGCUAAUCACCAAUUAAGUGGUAAAGCCAAUCCUUCCCCUGACACUAGGAAUAGCCAUUUGCCUAAUGGUGAUGUUGAUAUGGUUGAGCAAAAUGUCCGGUUCCUCAGUGAUCUGCGUGCUCCAGAACAUAGCCGGGACGAGGAUAGAGGGAAGAAGAAUUGCCAUUACAAGGCAGUUCUGCAGAAAGCUGAUAAGGGUACUGGUUUGCGAUCUAGGGGCAAGAGCAGAAGUUCCAUAUCUGAGUUUGAUGGAGAUAAGAUAAAGAUAUCUGAUCCAGUUAAUGAGUAUACAAAGAAGAGCCAGAGGAUUGACUUAGAGAUUGACUCUAAUCACCGAGUUCCUGUUCAUGAAACAACAGCUGAUGUUAAACACAGUUUUCCUAAAAAAACUAGCAUUAAGUUUCGCAAGGAUGAGAAGAAUCAUGCUCGUAAGAGGGAUCCUGUAGGACAAUGGUCAAGUGAGAGUCGAAUGGUUACCAAAUUAAAAGAAAAAGGGCCUGACGGUUUAGAUAUGAAACCGGGUGCUCAAUGUAGGAGUAAUGGGAAGCUUGCCCCCCAGCAUGGCUUGAUUCAGGACUUUGAGGGUGAAAAUAAAGCUGAUUUGACACAAAUGAAGCAAAGAGUUGGGAAAUCAAAGUUUUCACUUUCUUUUGGUGAAGGUAAACUAGAAAAAGUAUCCCUGGGUUGUGCACCUGUACCAGGACCCCAGAAGUUGAAUGGAGCUAUUCACGCACCUGGUGAUGUGUCAAAAACAUCAAAAGAUUCCGGGAAGGUUGAUAAUGCCAAUCGAGUUAAUCUUAGUUUGGGAAAUCUUCAGCCUGAUAGGCAAGGGGUCAGAGAUCUCAAAGCCUCAAGUCCCGGGAGACUAAUUUCCUCCAGCCAGACUGCUACAAACACCCUGAAAGAAGCCAAAGAUCUCCGAGACACUGCAGAUCGUCUAAAGAGCUCUUGCUUUGGUUUUGAAAGCAAUGAAGCUUACUUCCAAGCUGGCUUAAAGUUUCUUCACGGAGCUUUACUUCUGGAUAAUUGCAAUGGUGAGGGUGGCAGAAAUGAGGAGAUGAAUCCAAUUCAAGCGUAUGGCACUGCAGCUAAACUUUGCGAGCUCUGUGCACUUCAAUAUGAAGCACGCCAAGAGAUGGCUGCUGCUGCUUUGGCCUACAAAUGCUCAGAGGUGGCAUACAUGAAGGUGGUCUAUUGUAAACACUCUAGUUUGAACAGAGACCGGCAUGAAUUGCAAGCAACUUUACAUGUGGUUCCUCAAGGUGAAUCUCCAUCAUCUUCUGCUUCAGAUGUUGAUAACUUAAACAAUCUGGCAACUGUGGAUAAGGGUAAUCUAUCUAAGGGUACCGGUUCUUAUGUUGCUGGAAACCAAAUAAUUGUUGCUCGAAACCGCCCUCAGUUUGUUCGACUGCUUGACUUCACACAGGAUGUAGUUUUUGCAUUGGAGGCCUCUAGAAAGUCCCAGGAGGCUUUUGCAGCUGCCAACGUAAUCCUGGAAGAGGAACAAAAUAGGGAUUGCGUUACUUCUGUUAAGAGGGUCAUUGAUUUCAGCUUCGAAGACAUAGAGGAACUAGUACGUCUGGUUCGGAUUGCAAUGGAGGCCAUAAGUUGUUCAGGUUUUGGUGCUGCUAGAGACUAAGUCAACCCUGUAUAUAUACUGUUUUUCCCAGUUUUGUUUCCCCUAAUGAGGGGACAUUAGGAGAAGGGGAAAAAGAUGCCUACAUAAGCCUGCCCUGGGAAACCUACAUAGAGGCAGUUUCCAGUUGUUUCCUUCGGGAUUACUCAUAAAAAGAAAGCCAAAAAGUUGGUGGCCACUUAGAAGAAGAAGAAGAAGAAGAUAUGGUUAGUGGCCCAAAUGUGGAUUAAUUUCUGUGGCUAAGGGUGGUAUUGGAUUCUCUUUGCAACUAUUGAGUUAAUUGAUCUUGGAUGAGGAAGCAAAUUUUGCAGUUCUUGCUAGCAGUUCUGCUGCACAGACAUGCAUAAUUGAUCUUUGCACAAGGUUGACCAUUUCUCCCUCUUAAUUCAGUUUUGAUUGAACCGGAUAUUAUGUAGUCGCAACAUUUUAUGUCCUGUGGCGAAUAAGUUUAUAAGUCUGUAUUUUGAAGAAAGUUUAAAUGUAAUUGUAAUGGUUGGGGGGAGUUCUCCAGAAAUUUCAGAUUUGAGGUGGGUAGGGGCAACUGGAUCAUUUUUUGGCAUGACUUGUGGUGUGGGGAUGAGGCCUUGAAGAAUGCUUUCCCCUCUCUCUUUAGAAUUGCUUUGGAUAAAGGCGCGCCGUGGCUGAUUACACGGACAACACUGCUGGUUUUAUUAGAUACGACCAAGAUUGGGAGGUGCCACAUUACCCAUUUUUACAGCUAGCUCUAUGCUUUAAAUAUAAAAUCUGGAGGGAGAUAUAGAUUACUUUGGAAUCAGUUUGGUAAUAAGAAAUUCUCGGUUAGAUCUUUGUACAAGGUCUUGCCGUCACAUUCUCAUUCUGAUUUUUCUCCUUGGAAAAAUAUUUGGAGAUUCAAAGUGCCUCUCAAGGUGGCUUUCUUUGGGUGGUUGGCUUCUCACAGGAAAAUUCGUACUGUUUAUAAGCUGAGAAAGCGUGACAUCGUUGCAAUGGAUUAGUGCUUUAUGUGUAAAAGGUGUGGAGAAUUGGCGGAUCACCUUCUUUUCCAUUGUGAUGUGUCGAAGGCUUUGUGGGAUGAGGUCUUUGCUAAGCUUGGAAUUGCUUGGCAAUCAGCUGCAAGUGCUGAUGAUCGGCCUUCUCAUAGACCUUGCCUGUUUCUUUCUAUUUUCCUUCAUGUAUCAUUCAUUUCCUGAUAAAUUGUAAUAAAAGCACAAUGUUAUCCUUGAGAUCUUUUUACUUUUUAAUCUUAAAAUCCAAGUCAACUUGAAUUCUCGAAUUGCUUCCAAGUCUAGUAAGCUC